CGACUCCAGGCGCGGAAACGAGAGAAGAACAGAGGCUCCGGGAGGCAGCGCUGCCCCCCGCGCCCCGCACCGCUGCGGGACCCGCGCCGCGAGAGGGGUUGGACUUAGGGGCCUCGCGUGGCCGCCGGCGCCUGGGUUGGCGCUGCGGGGCGGAGGCGGUGUCUGAGCGCCGCUCCGGGUCUGCUCUCUCUCGAGCUUCGGCACCCGCCCGAGCCGCUCGCGCGCCCGCCACCUGUCUGCCCACUCCGCUGUCUAUCCGCCCUCCUGCCGCCAGCUCCGGCCUCGGGCCUGCCCUCUCCGGUCUCGGUGCUCCGAGGGGCAACGAGAAGCGCGGCGGGGCCGUGGCGCACCGGGCAGGGCGCGCGAGGCGCACGGCCGGGGGGGCGCACGGCUCGGCGCCGGCCCAUGAGGCUUUCCAGCGCGGGGAGCGGCAGCGCCGGCCGGCCAUGGGGGGUAGCCUGCGGGUGGCCGUUCUAGGCGCCCCGGGCGUGGGCAAGACGGCCAUCAUCCGCCAGUUCCUGUUCGGUGACUACCCCGAGCGCCACCGGCCCACGGACGGGCCGCGCCUCUACCGACCCGCGGUGCUGCUCGACGGCGCCGUCUACGACUUGAGCAUCCGCGACGGCGACGUCGCUGGCCCCGGCUCGAGCCCCGGGGGUCCGGAGGAGUGGCCAGACGCUAAGGACUGGAGCUUGCAGGACACGGACGCCUUCGUGCUCGUCUACGACAUCUGCAGCCCGGACAGUUUCGACUACGUGAAGGCCCUGCGGCAGCGCAUCGCGGAGACCAGGCCGGCGGGCGCGCCCGAAGCGCCCAUCCUCGUGGUAGGCAACAAGCGGGACAGGCAGCGGCUGCGCUUCGGACCGCGGCGCGCGCUGGCCGCCCUGGUGCGUAGGGGAUGGCGCUGCGGCUACCUCGAGUGCUCAGCCAAGUACAACUGGCACGUGCUGCGUCUCUUCCGCGAGCUGCUGCGCUGCGCUCUGGUGCGCGCGCGCCCUGCACACCCGGCCCUGCGCCUGCAGGGGGCGCUGCAUCCCGCGCGCUGCAGCCUCAUGUGACCCGAUUGGACAAUGCCAUCCAUGGGCCCCACCUUGUAACUGGGACAACCAGGGACCUGGAUUGGACGGGAUUACCCAACUUCACUGGGACUGGACAGGGCAGUCUCCGCCCUGAUUGGAUGAGGAAAGUUCCAACCCAGUCUCCUAAGCGACGGGCCCCUUUUUGAACCUCAUUGGACCCAACCAGGUCCCAAGCUCCAUUGGAGAUGGCCAGCCCUUUCUGGGACCUCAGUGGGGUCACAGUCCCAUUGGAUGGAAAGGACUUGGCUAUGAAUUUGACUGGAAACACGCAGCCUGCUCCUGGAGCUUCACUGGACAUAUUCUUUAUGCCACACCUAUCGCGGGAUAAUAAAAGGGAAAAUAAUUUGA
Symphalangus syndactylus (siamang) is the source of this 1427-nucleotide messenger RNA. RefSeq names its product RAS like family 10 member A (gene RASL10A). The record is from RefSeq and is a predicted model, not a curated record. NCBI's taxonomy places the organism in Eukaryota, Metazoa, Chordata, Mammalia, Primates, Hylobatidae. Gene Ontology annotation, molecular function: GTP binding; GTPase activity.